Molecule: messenger RNA, 1281 nt
Organism: Stylophora pistillata
Lineage: Eukaryota; Metazoa; Cnidaria; Anthozoa; Scleractinia; Pocilloporidae
Biological process (GO): regulation of natural killer cell mediated cytotoxicity
Cellular component (GO): plasma membrane; cell surface
Molecular function (GO): signaling receptor activity
Source: RefSeq, a predicted model, not a curated record
AUGAAUGCGGAAAAGGUGUACGUACUGAUAGUUCUUGGAGUUGAUUUGUUACUGUUGAGAACAGAUGGCGAGAGGCUAUGUUCGUGUUAUACCUUCAGCAAAGACCAAUGGUUAUGGACACAGGCAAGGGACAACUGUAAACGCAACAAUAAAAUACUCGCAGUGAUAGAAUCAGUGCAGGAAUGGCAAUUUAUUACAAAUGGGAUUCAAAAUAAAACAGGCACCAUAUCUGGUGAAUGGUACAUUGGUUUGAAAAAAAAUUUAACAACGCAGAGAUGGAAUUGGAUCAAUGGUAAACCUUUGACCAUUGACAAAUGGCAUGAUAAAGGCAUAAAUCCUGACCCAAAGGACUCUUACGGGAUAAUUCAUGAGGAUUAUCCACCUGGAUUCAAAGGAUCACUCAGCACCGUUAAGGGCGACCAACCAAGAGGAUGGAUUUGCGAGAAUGAAACAGUUCCAACUAGCACAAGUAUUGGCGGAACAUCAACUUGGACAAAAGCUGUUACCACACAAGGCAAGACGUCAACUGAACAGGAUAUCACUGCUGUAUCACUGUUGCUGACGGACAAGGGUUCCUCGACUUCCACCUUACCACUUGUUACAAAUGUCAGUGACCUAAAUUGCAAGAGUGACAACGACUACUUCACCCUUUAUCUGACAAUCGCUAUUUUAGCAGGAUUGUUGUUUAUAAUAUCGAUAAUCCUUUUGGGGGUUUUGAGACUGCAACGAAAGAAACAACAACAAACAGAUUCAAGAAAUAAAGCUGUUGUAGGGAGUCAACAUGACUUCGAAGAAAGUUUUCCAUUGAAUGCUUUUAAUUUAGGUGCACAGCAUGGCUUUGCGGUGGGAAAUGAGAGAAACCAAAAUGAACCGUUUGUCCAACGGGAGGGUUUAUAUACCGAGCUGUGUUCAGAGACAAUAAUGACCUCUGAAGACGAUGGUUCCCGAACGUACACUUCCCUUGUGAAAUCAACAGAGGAAGACAGCGACAUUGAAUAUGAGAAUCAAAUAUCUGCUCCUGAGUAUAUUAACGCUUAACUUGAUUGUUCAUAAGACGGUUAGCCGGCUAAUCAUCUAAAAUGCUGAAGUAAACAAAAUAUCGCUGGAGUGUGUCUUCUCAAAGCCAUAAACGAAAAAACCAACAAUUUUUCUCAACAAUGGCUUAGUUUAAUGGUUUGGGCAACCCUGUCCUUGAACUAUGUUCUCUGUAAACGAAAUGUAAAAUAUACUUUUAGCUCAUAUAAGCAGUCUCCUCUCUGCACGCUCGCCAUUAAAAUGAUA